Molecule: messenger RNA, 2750 nt
Organism: Teleopsis dalmanni
Lineage: Eukaryota; Metazoa; Arthropoda; Insecta; Diptera; Diopsidae
Product: protein phosphatase 1H
Exons: 5
Coding region: 569-2506 (645 amino acids)
Biological process (GO): protein dephosphorylation
Molecular function (GO): cation binding; protein serine/threonine phosphatase activity
Source: RefSeq, a predicted model, not a curated record
GAAAAAAUAAAAACUGCAGAUAAACACUAUUUAUGGCCACCACUGUUAUGCAGCUGUCUAUAUUCACCCAUAUUCACCACACUAAAGUUGACAGUUCAACAAAGGAAAUAUUCGUCACUCAGAAAAAAACAUAUAUUAGAGGAAAAAUUAGAAAUUGUGGAAAAAUGGAGUUCAGAUAAUUUCUAAAAAUAUAAGUUAAAAACGCUGUUAUUAGAUCUAAAUGGAUAUUAAUCUAAUAUGAAGAUGAAAACACAAUUCAAAUUCUUUAGCAAAAAUAUUGAUUUUUUUAUAACAAUGUUGCGAGAUAAAAAUUAAUGAAAAUAUGUGUAAGAUGUGUAAGAAUAAUAAAGCACCAAAAAGAAAUAUAAUUUAAUAAAAGAAAACGAAUUAAAAAUAAAAAGAAAACAUAAAAGUUUUAAAAAGCGGUGUAACAUUGUAUUGCAGACGUGGCAUUAGACUUGGUUAUAAACAACAAAAACAAAAGCGCUGCUGACUGUAUUACACCUCGCGUCUGGCUGCAUAACGACGCAUACGAGCGAACAGUUUUUAACAGUUUUAAAAUUUCAGUAUGUUUGCUAAUUUUAAAAAUAGAUUUAUAUCUGUGAUUGCACCGGAUAUACCUCCGUUGCCAUCGCCGUCAGAUCAGCAAUAUCAUCGCGGUGCUUCGGGUAGUGGCUUCAGCAGGCCACCAGAUAAAUUUGCAUAUUCGCGACCGCCAUUUCUGCAAUUGCUGACACCAGAUGAGUUGCGUGCCUCUGCUGAUCAUAAUGUGCGGCCUAUAAUAGUACCAAGAGAUAUAAAUUUGCUACCUUGGGGCACAGGCUACGCUGAAUGUGUUAAUUCUGGUAAAUCAGAAUGGAACGAAGAUCAAGGGGCAUUUUGCAGACAAGUGCUUUCAGAUCCCACACAUAAACAUCCCGAUUUACCUUAUACGUACUUCGGAAUUUUCGAUGGACACGCAGGUUAUGGUGCAGCUUUAGCUGCUUCACAUCAUUUUCAUCAUAUAUUGCAUGAAAAAUUGGUUGAUUGUAUUGAAAUGUUACUGCCACGCAGCGAAGAGCAAGCAAUUGUAAAUCCAGCAAAUAGUUUUCCACAUCCCAGUCAUUUCCAUAAACGCGUCUCUAAAGACGAACUAAUAACUGGUGCAUUGGAGGGUGCAUUCUUUCACAUGGACUCGCUCAUAGCACAGGAUCGUGAUCGUUACCGCGAUGCAGGUGGUUGCACAGCCUGCGUUGCGCUCUUUAUUGAUGGCAAAUUAUACGUUGCCAAUGCGGGUGAUAGCCGCGCAGUGUUAAGUCAGCGAAAAGGAGUAUCGGCGUUGACAGCUGAAGAAAAAGAUAAGAAGACAAAUAAUACCGAUGGUGUCGGUUCAUAUCCAGUACCAUUUUCAUUUGAUCAUACACCGGAAACAGAGCGACAACGUUUACUAAAUGUUGCACGUUUGAAACCAAAUUUGUUGGGCAAACAGUAUGCAGCAAUGGAGUAUGCUAAACGACCACACGCAAAGGACUUAGGUCAACGUAUUUUGUGUCGCCAAGGUACAAUGAAAGGUUGGACAUUCAAAACAUUGACACGCGAAGAUUUACGUAUGCCUGUUGUGACAGGCGAAGGAAAACGAAGUCGACUUUUGGGUACAUUAGGCGUCACACGUGGUUUCGGUGAUCAUGACUUAUUAGCUAUUAAUACAGGUAUAUUAAUUAAACCAUUCCUGACACCACAUCCUGAGGUGACGAUACGGGAUCUCACUAAAGUUGUAAGCAUUCCAGAUGAAAAUAAUGAAGAUGGUGAUUUUGGUGUACUUAUCAUGGCCACUGAUGGCUUAUGGGAUGUUUCCGAGAAUGAGGCUGUAGCACGUACUGUAUUUCAAACGCUCUCCAAGUAUCCGACAGAAAAACAUCGUUACACAAUGGUAGCACAGGAACUAGUUGCUAAGGCGCGUGGAAAAAUAAAUGACUCUGGGCAUUGGAGACUCGCCGACAGCAAAGCUGCUGCCACAGUUGACGAUAUAUCAGUUAUAGUAGUACCAGUUUACCAGUAUUAUAAGGAACACAUUGAAUGGGAGAAAAAGUGCAAAGAAGAACAAAAGGCCCGCUUUGAGAGAGAAGCGCAGCAAGCUCAAGAAGCUAAAGAAAAUCAAAGUUUGUUAGUGAAUGGCGUUACUUUGGCAACAGUAGAAGUAGAGAACGACGAUGAGGGAAAUAUUGCAGAAUUAAAUAAAGUUAAAGAGCAAUCGACAAUAGAAAUUAUGGACAAUGAAAUGAAGAUCAGCACGGAACAACCUACAACUACGCAAGAUGAGCAAAACGUCCCCGCUUCUGACACUUCUGCAAAAGACACAAAUGAUGAAAUAAACACUACUGCUACCGCCUUAGAAGCUAUCAAUAUUUCAACAGCAAAUGAGAGCCAGGAAGGCAGUCCACAAUCUUCUCCAGAAAAAUCCAAUAAACCCAAGCCGCAGCAACAACAAUCUAAAAAUCGUAAUCGCAAAGAAGACCGAAAACGUUGAAAAAUUUUAAACGUUGAAUAAUAAAUCAAAGUAAAACAUACGCGAGCGAGGCACAUAUACAUUAAUUACCCCUCCCGUUGAAUGAAAAAUAUAUAAAUAUAUAUAUUUUUUUAAUAAUGCGUAAAUCAAAUAAUAAUUAGCAUUUAACUUUAAUUACCCAUUUAAAUUACGAUAAAUUUAAACGUAGAUAUAUUUAUUUUGUUUAUGCCUAAAUCAAGGCUAAUUUUGAAACUCAUUCCGAAUA